Messenger RNA from Prunus mume (Japanese apricot), 525 nucleotides. Lineage: Eukaryota; Viridiplantae; Streptophyta; Magnoliopsida; Rosales; Rosaceae. The record is from RefSeq and is a predicted model, not a curated record.
AUGACCUUAACAGACAUUGUAGAUUUAUCUAGCGAUGAUGAACUUGGAGAGGUUGAUGUGAAACCUGUUAAGUUGGAGCCAGGUCUCGUUGCAAGAAAAUUGCAACAGAAUGAGAACAAUAAGGCUCUACUUGCGAAGCAUCAAAAGUCAAAGAUCCCAUGUGCAAUACGAGAACCUGAAGAAAAUAGGAGCUCAAAUGCUCUAAGUACUGGUCACAGUAGCUCUAGUAUAUUAGACCAAGGGCAGUCACCAGUGGAUGAUACUGGCCUUUCUUAUACAUCGCCUUUAUCUCCAGCACCACUUUGUCGGCAGUUUUGGAAAGCUGGGAACUACAAUGAUGGCAUUGGUUCUAAAGUCACAAUUCAAAAUGGCAAAAACUAUCUACAUGUCCACCCAAUGUUCCUUCAUUCAAAUGCCACUUCACAUAAAUGGGCCUUUUGUGGUAAAUUCAAUCUUACUUCAUUCUUCUUUAUGUAUAUAUUAAUGAAUUCAACUUUAUGUAUGUUGUGCUUUUUUCCUUUUUGA